Symbiodinium natans is the source of this 1590-nucleotide messenger RNA. Lineage: Eukaryota; Dinophyceae; Suessiales; Symbiodiniaceae. The record is from the annotation of a GenBank genome assembly.
AUGUACGCCUUUUCUUCCAGCAACGCCUUUGCUUCCACGCGGAGUCGGAGAGUCACUGCCGAAGCCUACGACCUCCAUCGGUCGGUUCCAGCCGAUCGGUGGUGCGUGACCUACCUGGACUUGGCGUUUCUUCGCCGAGAGGUUCACUUCGGCCUGCAAAGCGGCGAGAUUCGGCCGGAGCCUGGCGAGGACGCCUCGGAUGCCUACGGGCCGAGCAUCUACACGGUGACGGAGCAGUACGUCAAGCCCGUGACCCGACGAGCGGGGAAGAUGAGUUGGGCAUUGAUGCGACAUCCCGCGGGCUUGAAGUGCGAAGUGUUCAUCAGCCAUGCUUGGCAGGAAGGUGUCUUUGAGUUCCUGGCCAAAGUGCGGCACAGUUGGCCGCGGGGCAUGCGAAGUGCUUGGUGUUGCAUGCUGGCCAAUCCCCAGAACUUGGACAUCUCCUCUUUCUUGGUGUCCCCGAAGACCUCGCCCUUUGCCAUUGCGCUCAAUUCUUGCAAGGCUCUGUUGGGUGCUGGGCUAGGCGCUUUGGCCCGAGUUCUUGAAGCCAGGCGGAGCUACUACUUCUUGCCGGCCUGUACCGAGCUGGUUCUUGGGUUCUGCUUUGUGAUCAACAACGAUGGCAUGCGCAGGGUCAUGCAUUUCGUCGGCGUCGUGCUUUGUUGGAUUCUUCUGGUUCGCGAUUUUGGUGGUGUUCUUGCCGGGUUUGUGGGUCACCAGGUUAAAGGCUUCCCAUCUGAUGACGGUGAAGUGAGGGUGGUUCGUUGCUUCUUCUGGCUGAUGACUUCAAUUGCUUUUUCCCUCAUGGAGGUUGAUCGCAUCAAUGCUAGAUCGAGCGUGGCAGAGUCAGAAGAGCUGCGACUUGGGUAUGAAGGCUCCAUUCAAUAUGCAAGAUGUUCUCAGGAAGCGGACGCUGUGAGUAUCCGCAGAGAAAUCAGUGAUCAGGUGGACCAAGUUGACCAUGCCAUUCACGUCCUGCUGGCCGCAGGCAUGUCAACUCCAGCACUGCGGGAAAUAGCCCGCUCAGUGGACAUCCGGCAUGCAGCAUUUGCAGAAAUCACGGGGGCCAUGUUCUUGCUUGGCCCUUUUGCCACAACCGCCAUUUCGACCACUGUUGUUGAUAUGUUGCGCUGCGAGUGUUUGUGGCACCGCGUGGUCCUUGUGAUUGUCUCCAUCCUCUCAAGGCUCAUGUUGUUUGCCUUGCUUUGCCGAAGUGAUUGGGAUGAGGAGCGCUUCAUUCUGAAGGUCAUGAACAAAUUCCUGUCUGUCGCCGUGAUUUGCUGGCUCUCUACCUUGCCUUUCCUCUUGUCACUUCACGUUAGCAAGCCUGGUUGCGCACUCUUCUGGCUCUUUGUCUCAGACUUCCUCCUGCUUUCCAUGCUCUGCAUUGCAAUCCUGGGUAUCAGGGGCACUGCGAGACUUCCCUUUGGCCGCCAGAUCCUUCAGAUCAUCUUCAGCCGGGGCAGAAAUACCCUGCUCUCGUCGGUGGAUCCUGAAGCAUAUGAACUUGCCUCCUCUGGUAGUGAGAUUCCCGACACUGACUCCGACUGUGGCUCUGGAUCCUCGGAUGAGUUUGCUCUGGAGUCUUGA